Messenger RNA from Python bivittatus (Burmese python), 1643 nucleotides. Lineage: Eukaryota; Metazoa; Chordata; Lepidosauria; Squamata; Pythonidae. The record is from RefSeq and is a predicted model, not a curated record.
UCAAAUGAAAUUGAUAAUACCUAGCUCCUUAUGACUUGUACAGGGAUAAACGUAUUUCAGCAGGGCAAAAGGCUGAGCUCGAAGGGAUCGUGUUUUUUGUCUAUUUGUGCGUGUUUUUCAUACUUUUUUUUGCAGCUGAGUUUCUAUGUUCUGUGCAGAAUGGCUGUUGAUGGUGGGUGUGGGGACAAUGGAGACUGGGAAGGUCGCUGGAACCAUGUCAAGAAGUUCCUCGAGCGAUCUGGACCGUUCACACACCCUGAUUUCGAGCCAGGCACUCAACCCCUUGAUUUUCUCUUAAAUACAUGUAAAGUUCUAGUAAUUGGAGCUGGAGGAUUGGGAUGUGAACUCCUGAAAAAUCUGGCACUAUCUGGUUUUAGACAGAUUCAUGUAAUUGAUAUGGACACUAUUGAUGUAUCUAACUUAAACAGGCAAUUCUUGUUUCGACCUAAAGAUGUUGGCCGUCCUAAGGCAGAAGUCGCUGCUGAGUUUCUCAAUAGCCGUAUUCCCAAUUGUGCAGUGGUACCACAUUAUAAAAAGAUUCAGGAUCUGGAUGAAACUUUCUAUAGACAAUUUCAUAUAAUUGUAUGUGGUUUGGAUUCAAUUAUUGCAAGAAGAUGGAUAAAUGGCAUGUUGAUUUCCCUUUUAAACUAUGAAGAUGGGGUAGUAGAUCCAAGUUCUAUUAUACCUUUGAUUGACGGAGGAACAGAAGGUUUUAAAGGAAAUGCUCGUGUGAUUAUUCCAGGCAUGACAGCUUGUAUUGAAUGUACGCUUGAACUUUAUCCACCACAGGUAAAUUUUCCCAUGUGUACAAUUGCUUCAAUGCCUCGUCUGCCAGAACACUGUAUUGAGUACGUCAGAAUAUUGCAGUGGCCCAAGGAACAACCUUUUGGAGAAGGUGUUUCCCUAGAUGGAGAUGACCCAGAACACAUACAAUGGAUUUUUGAAAAAUCUAUAGACAGGGCAUCACAAUUUAAUAUUAAAGGUCUAACCUAUAGGCUCACACAAGGAGUUGUAAAGCGGAUCAUUCCAGCAGUAGCAUCGACAAAUGCUGUAAUUGCAGCUAUAUGUGCCACUGAAGUCUUCAAAAUAGCCACAAGUGCAUACAUGCCUCUGAACAACUAUUUGGUGUUCAAUGAUGUUGAUGGUCUGUAUACAUACACAUUUGAAGCUGAAAAGAAGGAAAAUUGUCUGGCUUGUAGUCAGCUUCCUCAAAACAUAGAGUUUUCUCCAUCAGCUAAACUGCAGGAAGUCUUGGAUUAUUUAACAAAUAGUGCUUCAUUACAAAUGAAAUCUCCUGCAAUAACUGCUACGGUAUAUGGAAGAAAUAAAACUCUAUAUUUACAGUCAGUAGCUUCAAUUGAAGAACGAACAAGGCCGAAUCUUUCAAAGACUUUAAAAGAACUGGGCCUUGUUGAUGGUCAGGAGCUUGCAGUUGCGGAUGUCACAACACCACAAACUGUACUCUUCAAACUUCAUUUUAUUACUUGAUAUGAAUACAGGUGAUGUAAACAGGCACUGAAGAAAGUCUCCAAACCACUUCUGUACAGGGGAAGAAGGGGAGGAAGGAUGAGUUAUCCAGACAUAAUCUAUUUAUAUAAGCAUUGAUGGAAGUUUAUCUUGAAUAAAUCACUCUUAUUUUAGAA